Messenger RNA from Lachnellula hyalina, 753 nucleotides. RefSeq names its product 26S proteasome non-ATPase regulatory subunit (gene PSMD9). Gene Ontology annotation, cellular component: nucleus; cytoplasm. Gene Ontology annotation, biological process: proteasome regulatory particle assembly. The transcript has 4 exons. Gene Ontology annotation, molecular function: protein binding. The record is from RefSeq and is a predicted model, not a curated record. The coding region runs from base 1 to 753 and encodes 250 amino acids. Lineage: Eukaryota; Fungi; Ascomycota; Leotiomycetes; Helotiales; Lachnaceae.
AUGGGUCUGCCAUUAAGAAUGGAAAACUUACACGCCCCAACGGUUCACUCCGGACCUACUUCUGGCCUAGCCGGCACGAAUGGCAUCCAAACAAGCGGGCUGAGCCUUACACAACUCCAAGCUAAAAAGGACAAUAUUGAAGCUGAAAUCAGAGCUUUGGGCAGUGUAUUAGAAUCACAUGGUGUUGAUAUGAAUACAAGGCUCAUCACCCCUGAUGGAUUCCCUCGGGCAGAUAUAGAUGUGGCACAGAUUCGAACGACAAGAUCACGAAUCAUAUACCUGAAGAACGAUUACAAAGCCCUCAUGAAUGUUAUCGAGAAACACAUACAUGAACAUUUUGCGAGGCAAACAGAACUUGCUGCUACGGAGGCAACUACAAAUGGCUCGACUCCCGUGGACGUAGACACAUCGCCAUAUUCAUCUCGUGUCCAGCAAGCCGCUGGGCCUCCCUUUGCCAAGGUUAACAGCGUUGUGGAUGGAAGCCCUGCGGAUUCUGCUGGAUUGAAAGCUGGGGAUGAGAUUAGGAAUUUUGGUUAUGUCAGCCACACGAACCAUGAUGGCCUGAAGAGAGUCGGGGAGUGUGUCCAGGGCAAUGAAGGGGCAAGUCAAAAUAUUCAACGUGAAAUUCUCGUCAAGGUAUCUCGUUCGCCAGCGUCAGGCGCGGCUCAACGACAGGAACUGCAAUUAACUCUCACUCCCCGACGAGAUUGGGGCGGCCGUGGUCUUCUGGGUUGCCAUAUUUUACCGUUGUGA